Harmonia axyridis is the source of this 1725-nucleotide messenger RNA. RefSeq names its product protein spaetzle 3 (gene spz3). The record is from RefSeq and is a predicted model, not a curated record. Gene Ontology annotation, biological process: central nervous system formation; innate immune response; regulation of Toll signaling pathway. Gene Ontology annotation, molecular function: Toll binding; growth factor activity. Gene Ontology annotation, cellular component: extracellular region. Lineage: Eukaryota; Metazoa; Arthropoda; Insecta; Coleoptera; Coccinellidae. The transcript has 6 exons. Bases 352 to 1479 code for a protein of 375 amino acids.
GCAGUCCAAGAAGUGGGUGUACACGUCGACGAGUGGGGUACUUGUCCCAUGUGAGUGAAAUGAAAAGUGAACUGAAAACAAAUCCAAAGUCAAACAUAGUCACACGGUUUCCAGAGACGGGUACCACGGUACUGCAGUACUGUCCGAAAUUGGAGUACGAAAGUUUGCAGCAGCGAUCCCGGUCGGGAUAACGGGCAACCGCGACCUUUUUUCAGUGUACUGCACGGUACACAGUGCGUACCGCGGGUACCACCUACAAUUUCCGGUGAUUUCGCGCGCCUUGAAGACUGUGUGUUUUUGUUUGUCGCCUAGGGACUGUCGAUCCAGAAGAUGUGAAAGCACCUCCUCACAAUGUCCCUCCUCAACUACAGUGUGCCAUCCCCAUACUUUGGGACCCCAAAUCCUGCCACAAACUUCUACCAACCACCGCAACCAUCGGUACUACCACCUUUUCCACCCAAUGUACAGCCUUACCACUACCCACGUCCACAAAAGCCAUUUCUAGAGGAAGAAUUUCCUCCACCUCAAUACAGAGGACAUCACACAACUCCCCAAAGUACCCCAUCACCACCUCCCCCCAGCUUAGGCUACCCUUACGGCAUUCCCACGGACAAUAACAGUGGUACUACCCAUGUGCAUCACAAUACUCACCACCACGGUGGACCUCCAGAAGCUGAUUAUGACUAUGGUGACGAGGAUUCUUCGUUGGUACCACCUGUGACUCCGAUCCAAGGGCCGAUUUACGUCAAGAACGGUUCGGUACCAGUGGUACCGUUGUAUUCCUACCCCGUUUUGAACAAUGGUACUCUGGUCCAGAUUCCGAUACUUUGGACGGCCCUGUCAGUGGCCCUGGGUUUAGAACUAAGAGGCGAAUAUAUCAGGGGAGUACCCUGCCUUGUAAGAAAUUUCCAACUGUUUUGUCCAAGAGCUGGUAACACAUAUCCACUAGAUCGAAUCGAACUAUUCAUAGAUGAGAAUAAAGCCCUGAUGAAGAGAAUGUAUGGAGAGUUUGACAUGGGCAUAUUUCCUAAUGGCCCUACAGGCAACAAAAGAAAGAGAUCCACCAAACCAGGAGUGCCAGAUCUACAUUUCGACCCUGGCCCUGAGCCCCUCAGGGGGGCCGACUCCUUCUUAGGAAAGAUCAGAGCCCCCAGACAGACAUUUAGAAACAACCAGAGCUCCGAGACCGGAAAGGUAGAUGCAUGUCAGAGUAAGGUGGAAAUUAUAACACCAUACUGGGCAUCCAAUUCUGCUGGAAAGAUAAGGGCCAUAGUCAACACACAGCAUUUUGAACAAGCCAUUCAUCAGGAAACCUGCGCAAAGGUUCGUACAAACCGAUGCUCUGGAGAUUGUGGCUGUGAACAGAAAUACAAAUGGCAUCGACUGUUAGCCUACGAUCCAGACAACGACUGCAAGGGUAUCUUUAUGGAUUGGUUUCUGUUUCCGUCCUGCUGUGUUUGCAGAUGCAACCCCAACUGAGAAACGACAAGACAAGUAGCAAACCAGUUCCACACUUAGGGACUGCCUGUUUCCUUUUAAUAAUUAUUAUUUUCUCGAUAAUCGUUACCAUAUCAUAGGAUUCACUCUAGUUACCAUCGUUUAAGGCUCAUUAUUUUAUUUAUAUUCUCGUUUUUUGUAUAGUUAAGUUUUAUACUUUUGUAAUUCUUUUAAUUGUUAGAACCUGCCAUUGUAGACCAAUUUUUUAGAAAUAAAUACUCGAAUAUC